This is a messenger RNA of Chrysoperla carnea, 5370 nucleotides long. RefSeq names its product probable ATP-dependent RNA helicase spindle-E. Bases 98 to 4450 code for a protein of 1450 amino acids. The record is from RefSeq and is a predicted model, not a curated record. Lineage: Eukaryota; Metazoa; Arthropoda; Insecta; Neuroptera; Chrysopidae. Gene Ontology annotation, cellular component: intracellular anatomical structure. The transcript is spliced from 4 exons. Gene Ontology annotation, molecular function: RNA binding; ATP binding.
GUGAACUGUCAAACAUGUUUUUGCUUAAUUAAACCAAUGAAACUUUAAACUUUGGUUCAUGCAUUUUUACAAACUAACGGAAUAAUAACUGUCAAAAAUGUCGUUCAAUUUUCUAUCGGUAAGCGAACGGUUCAAACCGAUCCGUAUAACUGGCCCUUUAGUUGGUGGUACAAUGGCCACCAAAUCAACUGCGAGUGAAUCAGAAGAUGAGAGUUUUGAAUAUGAUUCAGAUUAUGCACGGGAAUUUCAGGAACGUGAAAAUAAUGAGGCAUUGGCUCAAGCAUCUGGUAUCAAGACAAAUUUGUCAUCUUUAUCUAUAAAAUCGGAAGAAGUAGAUAAUCGUACCGAAGGUAUAAAUGAUGUUGAAGAUUUUACAACGGUAACAUAUAAAGGAACCAGUAUUAUAAAUGAUAAUUUAUGUCAGAUUUAUAAAAAUUAUAAUUUCAAUUAUAAUUGUCAAGAAGAUUUACCGAUAAAUUCAAUGAAAGAAAAAAUUGUUUCAAUGGUUGAAAGUAAUCAAGUGGUAGUGAUUGAAGGUGCCACAGGUUGUGGUAAAAGUACACAAGUGCCACAAUUUAUUUUGGAUAGCUAUCGAAUACAAAAUAAACCUUGUAAUAUCGUUGUAACCCAACCGAGACGAAUAGCAGCCAUGAGUAUUGCACGACGUGUUGCUGAUCAAAGACAUUGGCCGUUAGGUUCAGUUGUUGGUUAUCAAAUUGGUUUAAAUCGUGAAAUUGGCGAGGAAACUAUCUUAACUUUCAUGACAACUGGUGUAUUAUUACAGAAAUUAAUUUCCUCACAAAAUUUGAACGAAUUUACACAUAUUAUUCUCGAUGAAGUACACGAACGAAAUAAGGAUAUGGAUUUUUUAAUGUUAGUUGUUCGGAAAUUUUUACGGACUAAUUCUAGGAAUGUGAAAGUUAUUCUUAUGUCAGCAACAAUUAAUAUUGAAAAAUUUUCACAGUAUUUUUCUGUGCCAAUAUUUGGUGCGUUAGUUGAAGCACCUGUUAUUACUAUACAAAAACGUAGUAAACAUCAAACGCAAAUAUUUUAUUUAGAAGAAUUAGAUGCAUUAGGUCCACAACCGGAAAUAAUAGUUGAUAAUCCAACAAUUGAAAAAGAAAUGUAUCAAAUAUGCGCAAAAUUAAUUAAAGUUAUGGAUCGUUUAGAUACGGAAUGUACAUAUCCAGGUACCGUUUUGGUGUUCCUACCCGGUAUACAUGAAAUUGAAGAACUUGACGGAAUUUUAAAACAAGAUAUAUAUAAAUCAAGUGUACAAUAUGAAAUUAUUCCAUUACAUUCAACAAUCACUACAGAAGAACAACGUAAAGUUUUUAUUCCACCACGAGAAGGUAUUCGAAAAGUGAUACUAUCUACAAAUAUUGCAGAAAGUUCAAUUACUGUACCCGAUAUAAAAUAUGUGAUUGAUUUUUGUUUAACGAAAGAUUUACAAUACGAUACAAAAACCACUUUCACAUGUUUACAAUUAAAUUGGGCAGCGAAAACAAAUUGUAAACAACGUGCUGGACGAGCUGGCCGUGUUGCUGAUGGUCGAGUUUAUCGCCUUGUGCCUAAAUAUUUCUAUGAUGAUUAUAUAAAACCAGAAACAGUUCCAGAAAUGUUACGUUGUCCUUUGGACAUAUUAAUAUUGUUAACAAAACGUAUGAAUUUAGAUCGAUCACCUAAAGAGAUAUUAGCUUUAGCUUUAGAUCCACCACGAUUAGAUCAAAUUGAGCGUACAAUGUUAGUAUUAAAAGAGGUUGGUGCAUUAUUGUUAACGUAUAAUGGUGAAUGGUGUAAAAUGGAUGGUGAUUUAACAUAUUUUGGUCAUGUAAUGGCUAUGCUACCAUUAGAUAUUAAAUUAACGAAAAUGAUUAUUUUGGGUUAUUUAUUUAGUUGUUUGGAAGAUGCAAUUAUUAUGGCGGCUGGUAUGAGUACGAAAAAUGUAUUUAGUACACCGUUCAAGGAGGGUAUGAAUGCUUAUAAUUCGAAAUUAAGUUGGGCAGAUGGUUCCUGUAGUGAUUUAAUUGCUAUAUUGAAUGUGUAUAAAGUCUGGCGCAAUCAUACACAAGGUACUGUAUUUACAACAAACACAAAAAGUAAGCGUGAACAAAUAGCUGCGUGGGGCCGACGUCACUAUUUACAACAUCGUGUACUCGAUGAAAUGCAUCAAUUAAUAUUAGAGAUAAAGACUCGUUUAAAAUCAUUUAAUAUUAUUGAACAUCAUGGAGGCGUUCAAUGGAAGGAAAUUGAAAAACCACUUGUACUCAAAGUUGUUAUAUGCGGUGCAUUCUAUCCAAAUUAUUUUGUUCAUGUGCCAAAUCAAAUAGAUGAACGUGAAGCGGUCAAAACACUUGGUGGCCGUACACCUAAUAAUACCGUAUAUUUACAAGGUUUUGAUUCAAGACAACCUGGACCAUUAUAUGCCAGUGCUAUUAAAAAGGAAAUGCAAUCUUGUGGUACGGAUAUGAUUGUUUCAUUUGAUUGUAGUAAUAAAGUAUACAUUCAAUUUCGAUGUCAUGAAAGGGAUCCUGCAUCGAUACGUGAUGGUAAACAUAAUUUUCAAGGAGUUAUGCCUGGUAAUGUUGCUUUAGAAGUGUAUCGAGCUGUUCGUCGUCGACAACUUUACAAAGGUAUUACAAUUCCAAUCCUUCCUGUCGAAGAAGCCUUAUCACGAGCAAAAAAACUUGGCUUAAAUGAUUUAAGAACAAGUAAUUUAUCUCAAGCAACUUCAUGCACACCAGAAUUACCUGGUUUAGAAAUAUCAUUAAUCACAAUCCGUAUUUCGCAUGUCAUAGAUCCAGGUCAUUUUUGGGUACAAAAUGUUGGAUUUCAAUACGAUGAAAUAUUAUCAGAAAUUGGUAAAAUCUUAUCGAAAAAAUUAAUACCAGUGACGUUAGCUAACGUAGUAGUUGGUGAAAUUUACGCUGCACCAUUUGAAGGUGCAUAUUACCGUGUGCGUUGUAUUGGAGUUAUACCUUUAAAAAAUGGUAAAUAUUGUGUACAAGUAUUUUAUGUCGAUUAUGGAAAUAUUUCUGAUGUUCCUGUUGAAGACUUACGAAUUCUACCACCAGAUUUAUUAAAUUAUCCAGCACAGGCAUAUGAAUGUGUUUUAUGUCAAUUGAAACCAUCAAUUUUGUUACAUAAUCGUGCUGAAUGGACUGAUAAAGCUCAUGAUUUAUUUUAUAAUUUAACUCAUGAUCGUAUUUUACUUGCAAAAGUAUAUUCUGUGACACAAGGUAUAGUAUCUAUUGAAUUAUUAGAACCAGCCGAAGAAAGACCAUCGCGAAUAAAUAAAAAAACAUUACGACCGAUGAAUGGACAAGUACCCACGGAACGUAGUAUAAAUCAAAUUUUAUUAGAUAAUGGAUACGCAACACCAUCGGAGGAAAGUUACUUAUCGAAAUGGAAUCAUGAAAUGCGUGAAGCUCAAUUAAAUAUGGAAAAAGAUCAACGUGAAAAAUAUAAUAUUCAACAAGCAGAGUAUGCAACAAUUUUUAAUGCACUUACACAAGAUGUUCCCUCACCAACGGCUCAAGAAUGUCGACGUAAAUUAACGUUAAGAGGACCAUUUAGUCCUUUAGAGACUCGAGUUUAUGGUGUAAAUGUUUCAAGUCAUGGACACACAAUUAGAGUUGAUCCUGAUUCAGUGAAUACAGUUUUAUUGGAUUCGGAACCACAAGAUUCACAUGAACGAUUAUUGGUAGCAUCAAGUGUUACGUCAAAUCAAGCCGGGACAAAUUUAACAUUACGUUAUACAACUUUAAUGCCAAAUUUACAUGGUUUCUCAGCAUUAAUGGCUUUACUAUUUUGUUAUAAAAUGGAAUUACGUACUACAGACGAUGGUACCAAGUAUGCGGCCGCAUUAUGUGGUUUAGGCUAUGAUAAAGAUACAAAUCGAUCAUUAUUUCGUGAUCAUGAUAUUUUAAUUAACAUCGAUGUUGACUUAACUACAAAUGAUAUAAAUUUAAUAAAUAGUUUACGAUAUUUUAUAAAUGCUGCGUUGUAUUUAGAAGAUUCUACACAACCGCCAUAUAAUCAAGAAGAGAAUUUUGCACAAUGUCAACGGAAUAUUCAAAUGAAAUUAUUGGAAUUGUUAAAUGUUCAACGGAAAUUCAUCGGAACGAAUAAUACACAAGUACAUAAAACUUCAUGGGGACAUUUCAAUGAUGUAACGAUAUUACAACCAGCUGAAUAUGCGAUUGAACCAUAUGCAAUUUAUCCAUUACAUGCGUGUAUUGAUUUAGAAGAGGAAGCACGAAAUAUUUCUUAUCAAAAAUGUUUAACGUAUCUUUUAAAUAUAUCACGGCGUGUUGAUAAGUUUCCACCUGCCGGAGUUACUUGUGAUAUUUGUGAUUUGACGGUAUUAAAUAUUGAUAGUUUAAGAAUACAUUUAGUAAGUGGCUUACACAAGCAGAAUUGUGUAAAGUUUGGAGUAAAUAUCGAAUAAUUUAAGAGAGUAUCCUGGUCUAGAAGCUUCAAUUGUAGGCACUUUUCAAACUAAGAUUAUAAGAAAUUGGAAAAAUGAAAAAUUCAUUUUUAUACCUUUUUUUUUUUUACUUUUUUGAAUAUUUUAUAAUACUUAAAAUUAAAAUUUUUUUAAAUCUGAAGUUUAGACGAUAUAGAGAUUUGUAAGGAAAAUCUCACCGAAUUUCAAACAAAUCGGUCGAGUAAAACUUGAGAUAUGUCAACCUCCUCCUAAAAUGUAGUUUCAAGAAAAACGCGUUUCAAGUUUCAGAGGCAAUUCCGGCAGAGUAACUCGAAUAAUAAUAUUACAUUUCCGAAAGUAAUUCGAAUUUUAAAAAAUUCGUUUAAAGGCAUGUUUUUAAGUUUUGCAUACGCUUUCGGCUUUUUGUCGAAUCCCUUUGGUUUUUUUAAAAAAUGCAUCAUCAAAAAAAAAAAAAAUUGUUGGUAUUUUUAAAUACAAAAAUGUUUCUAUUAAUAAUACUAACAACGUAUUUUGUUCCAAAUAUUUUUUCAAAAUCGAAAGGAUUCGAUCCAUAACCCGUUUUUGGAACUACGUUCAUACGAAAUUUUUGAUGCCAAUUGAUAAAGCUACGGACAUUUUAUUAUUAUACAUGCCGCAUUCUUUUAAGCGGAGAGAAUCAAAUGUUUCAUUUUAAUAUCUUUAAAAUUUAAUAUCUCAAUAUCAUUUUUCUUAAUCUCAUUUUAAUAUCUUAACCUCUGCUUUCUCCCCUGAAACAAUAUUUUUUCGUUUCAAGUUCUUUUAAUUGAUUUUUCAAUCGACUUCUAAAUUUUAUUCUGGAUGACUGUGUAGAGUUGGAGAAUGCUUUUUGAAGUGCUCACUAAUAUUUACGACGAUCGAAUGUGGAAGAUAUAAUAGUAGAAUACAUUUUACAUGAUAACUUU